UGGGAGAGAAAGCAUAAGUUGUCCAAGUCACUCUUCAGUGUGAAAUAGUGUUAUCGGCCCUUUCAACCCGUAGUACUGUCGUUUUGCAGGAUUCAAUUUGCAUAGAUUUCAGUUCAAACCGGCAGCUCAGCGCAGACACUUCCAGUUUCAUCAGUGAUUCUGUUUUUGUUAUUGUUGUUCCUCUUUUAGCUAUUUUUCGUUUCCCUUGUUUUGGGUUUUUUUCUUCUCGUUUUAAAUCUGUGCGUUCGUGUGCCCGCGUAUUGUGUGCUUUGACUUCUAACCUCGCUGGACGACACAUGACACACUCCGGACAACAUGGACGAUAGCGGCAAACGACUAGGAACACGGGUAUUCAAGAAGAGCUCCCCGAACGGGAAGAUCACGGUCUACUUGGGGAAACGGGAUUUCGUCGACCAUGUCAGUCACGUGGAACCUAUAGAUGGCGUUGUCCUAGUGGAUGCGGAUUACAUCAAAGAUCGUAAAGUCUUUGGCCACGUCUUAGCCGCCUUCCGCUAUGGACGCGAAGAUUUGGACGUUCUCGGACUUACAUUCCGCAAAGACCUGUACCUGGCUUCAUCACAAAUCUUCCCACACGAGCCGACCAAUAAGCGGUCACCUACCAGGUUGCAGGAGAGGUUGCUCAAAAAGCUCGGAUCCAAUGCCUACCCCUUUUUCUUUGAACUGCCGCCCCAUUGCCCGGCAUCCGUCACUCUGCAGCCAGCGCCAGGCGAUAUGGGAAAGCCAUGCGGAGUUGACUACGAGCUCAAGUGCUUUGUCGGCGAAACACACGAAGACAAACCGCACAAGAGAAACUCGGUUCGAUUGGCCAUCCGAAAGAUCAUGUAUGCGCCAAGCAAACAAGGGGAGCAGCCGUCGGUGGAGGUGAGCAAAGAGUUCAUGAUGAGUCCCAACAAGUUGCACUUGGAAGCCUCCCUCGAUAAGGAACUGUAUUACCACGGCGAGACGAUCGCUGUCAACGUUCACAUACAAAACAAUUCGAACAAAAGCGUCAAGAAAGUGAAAGUAUCUGUUCGCCAGUUUGCAGAUAUAUGCCUUUUCUCUACGGCGCAGUACAAGUGCACGGUUGCCGAACUGGAGAGCGAGGAGAGCUGCCCCGUGGGACCCGGUUUCACUCUUUCUAAAAUCUACUACCUUACGCCUCUCUUGGCAAAUAACAAAGAUAAAAGGGGUUUGGCUCUAGACGGACAGCUUAAACACGAGGACACCAACCUGGCUUCUUCAACCAUUUUGACGGAACCUGUACAAAAAGAAAAUCUGGGCAUCAUCGUUCAGUACAAAGUGAAAGUUAAACUCUGUCUCGGAGCUCUCGGCGGGGAUUUGGUCGCAGAGCUGCCGUUCAUUUUAAUGCAUUCAAAACCACCAGAAGAUAGCCCCCCACUAAGUCGCCCUCCAACAGCCGUGGCGAGUCCCAAAAAAGAUGUAGAUGAUGGAGUAGCUGUCGAUACAAACCUUAUCCAACUUGACGCUGAAGUGACGGCUUGUAAUCCGGAACAGGACGACGACAUUGUUUUCGAGGAUUUUGCCCGGCUGAGACUAAAAGGGGAAACGGAAGCAUGAAUAUGUGCUUGUGGUGUUUUAAUUCAAUUGACAGCCAAAGCCAUGCUGAUAUUUACAUAAAAAAGCAAACGGAUAGUGGAGGUUGGCGCUUGACUUUUCGCUCAUCUUAAGAUAUUUUUUUCCCCCUUGUUUUCAUCUUUUAAAUCCGGAUUGUAUUUUUGGAGGUAAGGGUGGGGCUAUCACCUUGUUUGGCUGACUUGAGAUUUCUAUUUUAGAAAACAAACCGCUUUAGAAUCAAGCCUCUGAUUCUUCUGGAUUCAUUCCCGCUUUUCUUUUAUCACAUCCGACAUUUCUGUAGUGUCAUAGAUUAUGCUGUAGUUGUAUCCAUUUGCCGCGCCGGUCAAACUUGAUCUUGCCAACGGGGCAUGUCAUCAGUGUGAAAUGAAAUUUCUGUUAGGCUGCAAAUCGCGCCCCGUUUCCCCUGUCUUACCUCUAUUGUUUCCAGAUUGCGCCUCUUUGAUAUAUUAAGUUAAAGAAAAAGAAGAAAGAUUGUCAUCAGCAGCAGGGUAUGCUUUGGAUUUUACAGACUAUCCGAGUCAUUGGACAAUUGAGGACUGUAAAGUCACGCAACACAUUUGAACUGAUGCGUCUCUUUCGACGUCCCAAAAGCAAAUUGCUUGCUUUUCUGUAUUGAACUGCGCUAUUCAAUGUUUUUGCAAUUAUGUAUCUAUAAUUAUUUAAAAAAAAGUAAAAAAAAAAAUACGAUUGGGGACAAAACAGGAUCAAACCACAAUUACGUGGUAAGGCAUGCUUUAAAGUAGAAAAUGUCCGGGAAGUUUUUAUACUUUCUUUUGCAACCCUUUUUUAUUCGUAUCUCUGGAAAUUUCACGUGUGAAGAUACUAAAAAUCAGACUUGCGGGAGAAAACGUUAUCAAAGCAGAGGAGCGUACAUGAAAUCCAAAAUCGUACAUUGUCAUCAAAGCUCCUCAGUCUCUUUCGUAGCCAAUUGUUUCUAAAGGUCUGACCGGACGCUUUACUUCCUGUUUAUUUUUUUGUUGUUUGUUUUCUGUCAUCCUUUUGUGAACCAUCCAAUGAACCGAUUUAUUUUCUCUGAUAACUGCUGAGGUCGCCAAUUCUCGAGUCCUGUCCCCCCACAGACAACAGUAUCCGAAUCAACCAAACCGAACACUUGACUGUAUCGAU
This is a messenger RNA of Daphnia carinata, 2721 nucleotides long. It is a transcript of the gene krz, whose product is annotated as beta-arrestin-2-like. Gene Ontology annotation, cellular component: cytoplasm. The record is from RefSeq and is a predicted model, not a curated record. The transcript has 12 exons. Gene Ontology annotation, molecular function: G protein-coupled receptor binding. Lineage: Eukaryota; Metazoa; Arthropoda; Branchiopoda; Diplostraca; Daphniidae. Bases 316 to 1578 code for a protein of 420 amino acids. Gene Ontology annotation, biological process: G protein-coupled receptor internalization; signal transduction.